AGGUGGGUCUGGGGGGGCGGGGCUGUGACGGUGACACAUGAACUGCUCCUCGGUGACGUUGCUGCUCAAACCCACAUCCACACUCACGCAUCCUGCACCGGAACCUGCAGCUUCACCCGCGGACCGGACCCAGACGCCAUCCAGGAGGAAGCCUCACCUUCAGGGACACCCCGCUCACCUCCUCUCUGGUUAUGUGUCAUCUGGUGCAGUUUUACAGUGGAUUUUCAUCAUCACCUCAGUCCAAAGCAGGAAUACGAGUCACUUCAAAAGAAUCCAGUGACAUCACGACAAAAGAAGAACCAUAUGACUCCAUACAAUCAUGAAGGGAAUGAUUCUUCAGCUCAGCCGCAGCCUGAGCCGUGCUGCCCCUGUUCUCCGCCACAGCAUCUACUCCGGUACGCGUCCCGCCUCCACCGCCACCUCCAAGCUGAAGUCCGAACGCCAGCUCACCCCAGAAGAAAUCUACGCCCGCGAGGACAAGCAUGGAGCGCAUAACUACCAUCCCCUGCCUGUGGCCUUAGAGCGAGGGGAGGGUGUCAACGUGUGGGACGUGGAGGGCAACCGCUUUUAUGACUUCCUCAGUGCUUACAGCGCUGUCAACCAGGGACACUGCCACCCAAAGAUAGUAGCUGCGCUCAACGCCCAGGCCUCCAGACUCACCCUGACCUCCAGAGCUUUCUACAAUGACGUGCUCGGAGCCUACGAGGAGUACAUCACGAACAUGUUUGGCUACGACAAAGUUUUACCCAUGAAUACGGGUGUUGAAGGUGGCGAGACGGCCUGUAAGCUCGCCCGCAAAUGGGCAUACAAUGUAAAGGGCGUUCCCAAGAACAAGGCCAAAAUCAUUUUUGCAGAUGGGAAUUUCUGGGGCCGCACCAUGGCGGCCAUCUCCAGCUCCACGGACCCCAGCAGCUACGAAGGGUUCGGCCCCUUCAUGCCAGGGUUUGAGCUCGUCCCAUUCAAUGACAUUCCUGCACUGGAGAAAGCCCUUCAAGACCCACAUGUGGCAGGUUUCAUGGUGGAGCCCAUCCAGGGCGAGGCCGGGGUGGUGGUGCCCGACCAGGGCUACCUGACCAAAGUCAGAGAACUUUGCACCAAAUACAACGUGUUGUGGAUCGCUGACGAGGUGCAGACAGGCCUGGCACGUACCGGCCGGCGGCUGGCCGUGGACCACGAGGAGGUCCGUCCAGAUGUGGUGAUCCUCGGCAAAGCUCUCUCUGGAGGAGUUUACCCUGUAUCUGCUGUGCUGUGUGAUGAUGAGGUGAUGCUGACCAUCAAACCUGGAGAACACGGCUCCACAUACGGAGGCAACCCCGUGGCCUGUCAGGUUGCUAUCGCAGCGCUUGAGGUGAUGGAGGAGGAGAAGCUGGCGGAGAACGCUCAGAAAAUGGGAGAGCUGCUGCGGAGCGAGUUAAGAAAACUGCCUAAAGACAUAGUGACAACAGUCAGAGGAAGAGGUCUCCUCAACGCAAUCGUCAUCAGAGAGACCAAAGACUACGAUGCCUGGAAGGUGUGCUUACGUCUCCGUGACAACGGACUGCUGGCAAAGCCAACCCAUGGCGACAUCAUCCGCUUUGCUCCUCCCCUUGUUAUUAAGGAGCAUGAGCUAUAUGAAUGUGUGGACAUCAUCCAGAGAACCAUCAUGUCCUUCUAAAGUUCUGUGUAGUAACACAGAAAAACCUCCUUCAAAUCUAUGAUCCACAUUAGCUGAAGCUGUGACUUGUGGAAAAGUCAAAGAUUUACUAGUUGUUUCUUAUUUUUCAGUGUUUCCUUCAAAGAUGAAGGCUCUUUGAAGGGCAUUUCUGUAGAUAUACAGUAUAAAGACACUGUAAUGUGUUUGGAGUGAGCUUCUGUGAGGACACAAUGACACUUUAGAAAAAGGUCUGUAAAGUAAAGGUUCCUUUAGAGCGCCUGGAGAAAGACUGCAACACAUCUGUGUUUUUUCUUAAAGGUUCUUAAUUUGUUUGUAUACUUAUUUCAUCUAGAUCAGCUCUGAAAUGGUUCAUUUAGAUAUUCACUGGUAAUGACUGAAGUAAAUAAUAAAUGAAACCUUUUUUUAAUUAAAAAGGAUAAGUGGUUUUACCAGUGAAAUUAAAUAGUUCAUUAUUUCAACUUUAUCAUCAGAGGCAAAACAUUAAAUCCAGCUUUUCUGUAGAACUUCAAUGCACAGAAGGAAAUCAAACCGUUACUCAUGAAAUCACUGUCUACAGUAUACUGGGUUGUAUAGACAAUAGCUUACAGUUGUAUUAGCUUAAGUCUACUCAGCUACUGCUACCUGCUAGCACUCACCUUGUUACCUAAACGUCUGGGUUAUUUACAAUCCCAAGAGCAGAGAUUCUCGCAGAGAUUUUAAAAAGCUGAUUUUAUAAAAAAAUUCUGAAAAUGUCUUGAAAACUCAAGUUCAAGUAGUUUCCAUGUCUGAAACAAACAUGACGGCAUUUUAAUUUAAAAUAGUUUAUUUUAAUUUAACAUAAGUUAUGACUGUGAAACUUUCUGGGAGCUGUAACUCUUGAAGAACUUUUUUUGCUCCUUAAUUUUGUAUAAUUUGUGGCGUUUAUUUCUGCGAGGGAAUAUGUUGUGUGAGGUUACUGGAUGUGAGGGAUGACCUAAACUUCUUGCUGAGUGUUUAAUAGUCAGCUUUCUGGUGAAAAUGUCAACUGUCACAAAACAAUGACCUACAGAGAAUAACAUUUCACCUUGUUACAAAACACGUCCCUUAAAUAAAUGACUGCUGUCUUGUCUUGA
Messenger RNA from Paralichthys olivaceus (Japanese flounder), 2745 nucleotides. Lineage: Eukaryota; Metazoa; Chordata; Actinopteri; Pleuronectiformes; Paralichthyidae. The record is from RefSeq and is a predicted model, not a curated record.